GUUACUCGCUCUCAAACUAUGGCGGCCAUGUUGUAUCCGCGGGGGAUUGGAGGCUGCUCGGAACCGAGUCUCUCGUCAGCUAGGAGUACAUGGUGAGGCUCUCGGGCUUGAACUCGUCUGGGUUUUACACCAUCAGAGAUCUACACUCCUCGCCAUGAGCCGUCCGUCCUCGACGGGUGGUGCGGCUGGGGGACUCGGAGCUGGUAAAGCAGGAGGAAGUAAGCAUGGAGGUUCUGGAGGAACCGCCGCAGCCACAGCCGCCGCCGCCGCCGCCGCAGGGGUCUCUGGCUCUGUCCCGGGCUCUGGUACUGUGCCCGCGGUCGCUGUAACCCUUCCUGCCGUUGCCCUACCGGGACAGUCAGCCGAACUGACAGCGUUGUUUGAAUGCCCAGUGUGUUUCGACUAUGUGCUGCCUCCGAUAUUGCAGUGCCAGGCUGGGCAUCUGGUGUGUAACCAGUGUCGGCAAAAGCUCAGCUGCUGUCCAACCUGUCGCGGCCCUCUUACGCCGAGCAUAAGGAACUUGGCUAUGGAAAAAGUUGCAUCUAACCUACCGUUUCCGUGUAAGUAUGCCUCGGCUGGAUGUCUGCUGUCCCUGCACCACAGCGAGAAGCCAGAACACGAAGAAGUGUGUGAGUUUCGCCCGUACACCUGCCCAUGCCCGGGGGCCUCCUGUAAAUGGCAGGGCUCCCUGGAGGCCGUCAUGCCACAUCUCAUGCAUGCCCACAAAUCCAUCACCACCUUACAGGGCGAGGACAUUGUCUUCCUGGCCACGGAUAUCAACCUACCGGGGGCCGUGGACUGGGUCAUGAUGCAGUCGUGUUUCGGACACCACUUCAUGCUGGUUCUGGAGAAGCAGGAGAAAUACGAGGGCCACCAGCAGUUCUUUGCCAUCGUGCUGCUCAUUGGCACGCGAAAGCAAGCGGAGAACUUUGCCUACCGCCUGGAGUUGAACGGCAACCGUAGGCGGCUCACGUGGGAGGCCACGCCGCGCUCCAUCCACGACGGCGUAGCGGCGGCCAUCAUGAACAGUGACUGUCUCGUGUUUGAUACCUCUAUCGCUCACCUGUUCGCAGACAACGGCAAUCUGGGUAUUAACGUGACCAUCUCCAUGUGCUGAGGUGGCAGCGUUAGGCUCUUUCCAUCCAUCCAAACCAGUGACAGAGUGCGGAUUCGGAAGGCGACGGUUGGGAGACGUAUGCAUUCGUGUAUAUUUCUGUUCAAGAGAACGCAGACUUUCCAGAUUCAGCUGCAGGUUAGGAGAUAAAGAGGGGAGUGUGCCGUCAGGUGAAGAAGUGCAAUUGAGAUUUUCACCUUCUGAUUCCCCGCCGGUAAAGUUUCAUUGUCUGGGAUGUCCGGCCCGGAUCUCGACGAGUGAAUCUAGCUUCACAGAAUCGGGAAGGUUCGAGGCAUGAAUGUGUAACAUUUGCCUCAGAAAACCGAUGUGUACAAAACCUGCACUGACUACUUUGGUUUUCCUCUCGGGAGAUCGAGUGGAUCCAUGGCAAUGUAUAGUUGUAUAAUGGCUUGAUGAAACAAUAUCCGUGGUGGAGAUGCAGUGUGUGCAUGGUGGAAAUAAAAUUCACUUGCAAAAAUAACCACAGCGCCACCAUGUUUGUAAGGCAAGAAUCUAACCUCUGUUUUUUUUUUUUUUUUUACACUAUAUCUGUCCUCAAUGUUGCAAGAUGGAUAUAAGUUAAUUUGUGGUCAUCUGUUAACUUAUCCAGAGGAGAGAACUGGUUGGUAAUCAACAUCAUCAGCUCCAUGAAAUGACAGAACUACAGCCAAUCUUUUCAGAUGUUCUGUUACCCACGAUCUAAUAAUAUUCUUAGAUAUAUUUGUACAUGAUGCUUGAUUUUUAAAUGGAUGGUUGACCUACCGAUGGUAAAUCUGUCAAUAUUUAUUCACCCUCAUGUUGUGUUGUAACACUUUUUGUGGGACACAAAGGCUGAAGUUUAACAGAAUAUCUGUUCUCUUUCAAUACAAUGAAUGUGGAUGGGGACCAAAAAAAAAACAAAGCACCAUACAUACAUUUAGUCUUCUCGAG
Pimephales promelas (fathead minnow) is the source of this 2044-nucleotide messenger RNA. It is a transcript of the gene siah2l, whose product is annotated as seven in absentia homolog 2 (Drosophila)-like. The record is from RefSeq and is a predicted model, not a curated record. Gene Ontology annotation, cellular component: cytoplasm. Gene Ontology annotation, biological process: proteasome-mediated ubiquitin-dependent protein catabolic process; multicellular organism development. NCBI's taxonomy places the organism in Eukaryota, Metazoa, Chordata, Actinopteri, Cypriniformes, Leuciscidae. Gene Ontology annotation, molecular function: ubiquitin conjugating enzyme binding; zinc ion binding; ubiquitin protein ligase activity.